Molecule: messenger RNA, 375 nt
Organism: Colletotrichum orchidophilum
Lineage: Eukaryota; Fungi; Ascomycota; Sordariomycetes; Glomerellales; Glomerellaceae
Exons: 2
Coding region: 1-375 (124 amino acids)
Source: RefSeq, a predicted model, not a curated record
AUGGGCUCUGUCUGCGGCAAGGAGAAGGGGGAUAACUUCGACUCCCCGGGUCGCCCGCUUGGCACCGCUCCCCCGCCCCAGCCAAAGACCGCACCGAUUCCCGCCAGAGUUGGCGGUCCACCACGGACACUCGGCGGCGGUAGCGGCGGCGCAUCGGGUCACCAAUCGUCUGCCGGUGCGGAUGAAGCGCGGCGCAAGGCCGCAGAGGCAGCCGAGGCUCGAGCAAAAACCGCAAACAAGUCAACCGGGAAGCUCUCCUCGCAAUUGAACGCGCAGAAGAAGCAAACCCAGAGCGACUUACUCAAGGAUGCCAGCACCCAACAGCUCAGACAGCGCGAUGCCGAUGCCGCUGCAGAGGCUAGGACGUACAACUAA